Messenger RNA from Vicia faba (fava bean), 456 nucleotides. Lineage: Eukaryota; Viridiplantae; Streptophyta; Magnoliopsida; Fabales; Fabaceae. The record is from the annotation of a GenBank genome assembly.
AUGAACACCGUAGGUUCAAAAUUCUUGUUUCUCUUUUCAACUCUCUUUCUUCUUCACGCCAAGGCCACGGACGUUCACUAUUGCGAUAAGAAAGCAAACUAUGCUGUUGAGGUUAAGGGAGUUCAAAUAUCUCCUGAUCCCAUUGCAAGAGGCCAUCCAGCUACAUUCACCAUUUCUGCAGCUACAAGUCAAGAGUUACCACGAGGGAAACUAGUGAUAGAUGUGUCGUAUUUUGGAUGGCAUGUAUAUAGCGAGACCGAUGACCUUUGUGGAGAAUCAUCUUGCCCUAUUUCGGUUGGUGAUUUUGUGCUUUCUCAUUCACAAGUUUUACCUGGAAUCGCCCCACCUGGUUCAUACUCGUUGAAGAUGAAGCUAUAUGACGGAAACAAGAACGAGUUGACUUGCUUUACGUUUGGUUUUGAUAUUGGGUUUGGUUCUUCUGUGGCUGAUAUGUAA